UCACUCAUGUGCCGGGAACGUACUACUCGGAGAAUAUGUUUCAAGGCUUCUUUUGCGGGAACCCCGACGAGGCCGCUCCAAACAACUCGCAGCCUUACAUAGCCUCUUUGGCAACUCGUGCGCUGGUAUUCAUCCAGGCUGAUAACACUGCUAUCGGCCUUAUGUGCUUCAUCACGAUCGGGAUGGCUGAAGUUUCCUCUUGCGAAGUAUUUGUCAAAAAGGAUCAGCAUGUCAAAAGAGGUGACCCGCUGGGCACGUUCCAUUUUGGUGGCUCCAGCUAUUGUUUGGUAUUCGGUCCAAAUGUAAAGCUAAACUGGAUUGGCCUUCCGCCCAAGGGUGACAAACGCUGGCAAGACUGGCAAGACAUGGACAACUACCAUGUUAAAAGUGGGCUUGCUACU
Messenger RNA from Paraglomus occultum, 401 nucleotides. The record is from the annotation of a GenBank genome assembly. NCBI's taxonomy places the organism in Eukaryota, Fungi, Glomeromycota, Glomeromycetes, Paraglomerales, Paraglomeraceae.